AUGUUUUCCUCUUUUCCUAUCCCCCAUCCCCUUCCCCCUGCAAGCCCUCCACCUUGGCUCCCUCUCAUUCUAAUCAACAUCAAAAACGUUGCCAAUGGCCCCCAAACCAGAACCUUCGAGGCCGAGCUUCUCGCCUUGGAACGCUUUGCCGUCCUCUGCAUGGCCUUCGCCGACUUAGGCGGCCACGCAAAUGUAUGGGUCAAUCCCAUCCUCCUCAACAUCCAGAACGUCAACAACGAACAUCUGAAACACAUCUUUCACUGGGCUACGCAAUACAAAGAUCUGCCCAAGGAGCAGACUAUGGUUGAGCUGAUGGCUACGCGUAGGAAGAGCGGGCACAAUAAAGUGGAAGCGAAGGCUUCGGAAGCAUUGCCAGCGGAGCGGGCCGCGGCUCGUGAAAGGAUCAAAAUCCAUACUUGGGAUGGGGGGUAA
Thermochaetoides thermophila DSM 1495 is the source of this 432-nucleotide messenger RNA. RefSeq lists its product as uncharacterized. Bases 1 to 432 code for a protein of 143 amino acids. The transcript has a single exon. The record is from RefSeq and is a predicted model, not a curated record. NCBI's taxonomy places the organism in Eukaryota, Fungi, Ascomycota, Sordariomycetes, Sordariales, Chaetomiaceae.